AAAUUAAAUCAAGGAAGAAGAGUCAGUCCAAAAAUAAUCCCAGCAGCAGAAGAAGAGACAGCCGCUAGCCGCUAGCCGUUAGCUUUACAGCCAAAGCUAGCUAGCCGUUAGCUAAUAUUUAUCAAUGACCGGUUAGCGUCGCUGCUGGUGUCGAAAUAAAAUCCUAUGCUGCGCCAGAGAGGGAAGGUGACAUCAAACAGUCCCUGACAGAGACCCAACGACAACAUGGAGAAACAGUUGCAUCUGAACCUGUUAGCUUCCAGACCUCCUAUGGCAGGGGGUGUUCAGUCCAGCUCCAAGAUGAAAAUGGGACCUGGUCGGAAGAGAGAUUUCUCCCCGCUGCCCUGGAGCCAUUACUUUCAGACCAUGGAAGACGUUGAGGUGGAGAAUGAGAAUGGCAAAGAUAUUUUCAGAAUUUACUGCAGUGGUGCCCAUGGUCCUGUGCUGCUCCUGCUCCAUGGAGGAGGCCACUCUGCACUCUCCUGGGCAGUGUUCACUGGCGUUAUAUGCAGCAGGAUCACCUGCAGGGUCGUGGCUAUGGACCUUCGAGCUCAUGGUGACUCCAAAGUGAAAAAUCCUGAAGAUCUCUCUGCAGAUACGAUGGCCAAGGAUAUUGGCAAAGUGGUGGAGGUGCUCUACGGAGAGAACCCUCCUCCGAUCAUGAUUAUUGGACACAGCAUGGGUGGGGCCAUUGCAGUUCACACAGCCAUUGCCAAUCACCUACCAUCUCUUCUGGGCCUCUGUGUUAUUGACGUUGUAGAAGGUACAGCGAUGGAUGCUUUGAACAGUAUGCAGAAUUUCCUCAGAAGUCGGCCAAAGACAUUUAAAUCUCUGGAGAACGCCAUUGAGUGGAGUGUGAAAAGUGGCCAGAUCCGAAACAUGGAGUCAGCACGUGUGUCAAUGGGAGGCCAAGUGAAGAAAUGUGAGGACCCCACUAGCAGUCCAGUAGUCUCUAACAGCAUUGGCGAAGGUAUAAUAGAAGAGGACGAGGAGGAAGAAGCAGAAGAAGAAUCCAACAAGAAAAGGAUGAAGGAAGAUGAUCAAGAGAUGAAAAAGGAAAGCAUCUUCACCUGGCGUGUGGAGCUGUCAAAGACAGAAAAGUACUGGGAUGGCUGGUUCCGAGGCCUGUCUGCUCUCUUCCUCACCUGCCCUGUGCCAAAACUGCUUCUGCUCGCAGGAGUGGACAGGCUGGACAAAGACCUUACUAUUGGACAGAUGCAAGGGAAGUUUCAGAUGCAAGUCCUCCCUCAGUGUGGUCACGCUGUCCAUGAGGACGCACCUGAAAAAGUAGCAGAUGCUCUAGCAACAUUUAUGGUCCGACACAAAUUCACUGAGUUUAAGGAAGGAUAUCUGUGCUAAUGUCCACUUUUCAGUCUAAAUAUAGCCAGCAGACCUAGAAGAGUUGACACUAUCGUACAAUUUAACAGAAAAUUGAGGAAAACGUAACUAUUAUUAUUGUUAUUAUUAUUUUGCUUUUCUUAUGUAGAUAUUUUGCCUUUCAGCUUUGCCUUAUUUUUAUUUUCAAAACACUGGGAUUUGAUUGUACUUUUCCUUUAUAAUAUGUAUAUUUUUUAAUUUCAGAAAUGUAUUGCUCUCCUCGUUUUCAUGUUUUAUUCUGAGUGAUUGCGUCAUGUUAAUGUGUUUGUAAUCUUUGAUUUCAAACAAUGAUUAAAGAUGGAUGCAGCAAACAUGUCACACGUGCUUCUAUAUUUGGUAGUUGUAGGAAUUAUUGAAUACUUAAAAUGACCUAUGGAUGAAUGUAACUGGUGUUCUGAGUAAGUGACAGUGGAUUCUGCUUACAAUAAUGCUAGACACUCCAAUUACACCAAGAAAUGCCUGAAUUCAUUGAGACAGUCUUUUAUUACCAAAGCAGAGACGAAGACCAUUUUACAUUUGUAGCAUGAAUUUCACUCUAUGCAACAUUGGGUGUUUUGGCCUUUUAAUCACAAGACACCCUCUGCUUUGGCCGACCACAGGCUAAUCAGACCUGGGUGCGUGUCCCUAACAUCAGGGAGCCCAGUUGGUGUCUUUCCUCCUGAUCCAGAGCCAUUGGUUGCAGCGUUCUGCUAAAAACACCUUAUCUGGCAAUAGUAGAGAAAGUAAUUGAAAGAAAGUGAUGUAAUUGUCUGCCCUUUUGUCUGGAUAGGCACAAAACGUUCAUUGUUUUUCUGUGCUGUAUCUUUUGUGAACAAGGAUGAAAAAAUAUACAGUAUACCCUAACUAAACAGAGAAGGCAUCAGCUGAUGUCGUCAGACUUAAUCUACUCUGCUCUUCCUUCCACUGUCAGGUUUAGAUAAACAUUUUUGCGUUUUCUUCUCUUUAUUCUUUAAUUAAAAUUGCUUCAUUCUCAAUCAUGUCACAGUUCUAUGUAAAGUAUGUAAAAUUUUGAAUUUUGACAAUUGUGUUAAAUCUCAAAGAGUGGAAAAACCAGAGGAUAAGUUGCCUUUGUUGUUUUGAAAUUAUAUUUUAUAAAAUGAUGACACCUGA
This is a messenger RNA of Hippoglossus stenolepis (Pacific halibut), 2487 nucleotides long. It is a transcript of the gene ppme1, whose product is annotated as protein phosphatase methylesterase 1. The coding region runs from base 226 to 1359 and encodes 377 amino acids. The record is from RefSeq and is a predicted model, not a curated record. Gene Ontology annotation, molecular function: protein methylesterase activity. Gene Ontology annotation, biological process: protein demethylation. NCBI's taxonomy places the organism in Eukaryota, Metazoa, Chordata, Actinopteri, Pleuronectiformes, Pleuronectidae. The transcript has 14 exons.